GCUUUUCGGAACCAGCGACGCCGAGCGUGGCAGCCCGAGCGACGAGAGCGAUGGAGCCUCCGAGACCGCAAAAGCGCGCCGCUUCGAGCACCUUUGCCACGACGCAGCCUCGCAGAUCACGCCUCUCCAGCGUGCGAUACAAACUCCAAGUACACGGCGCGCGGCGAUGGCUUGAACGCCUUUACAGCCCUCGACGGCGCAAGUGAUCUUGAUGCUUCAGAAAACGAAUUCGCAUGUCCCUCUACGACCCGCUCUACCACCAGAAGCGAGCUGCAAAGCUCGCUGAGGCCAAGUUGGCGGCCGAAGAUGCUCUUAUGCGUAAGCCAAGCCCGACGGCGGCGACGAACCUUGGUUCGCGUGCCACCGCGUUCGGGCGCAGCAAGACCCCGACGGUUGUCCGCCAGCGCGCGGCUCCAACUGUCCCGGUGACUGCGCGAUCGACGAUUCGGUCGACGCAAACGCCCGCCACGACGGCGGUGCAACCUCUGACGGCAAGCAGCCGCACCUCGACCACCGCCGCGCAGCGUCGCACACCGGUGACGAGCGUCGCGACUGCUCCGUCAAGUACCACCACGGAUGCCACGCCUGCUAGCGCGGCAUCGACGACCACGACUGAGGCGAUCCUCGGUCAGCUGCGUUCGGAAGUUGCUACUCUCCAAGCGCAGGUCGUCAUCCUCCAAGCCAGCCUCGACGCGUCGAUGGACACGGCCAAGACACGCACCUCGGAGCUUGAUCUUGCCCAUGCCCAGCACGACGCUGAUCUCGAGACGCUUGGAACUCAACUUCAGGCCUCGCGGGAUGUCGUUGCGCAUCUCGAGGAAUCACU
Molecule: messenger RNA, 826 nt
Organism: Saprolegnia diclina VS20
Lineage: Eukaryota; Oomycota; Saprolegniomycetes; Saprolegniales; Saprolegniaceae
Exons: 1
Source: RefSeq, a predicted model, not a curated record